Molecule: messenger RNA, 2112 nt
Organism: Acipenser ruthenus (sterlet)
Lineage: Eukaryota; Metazoa; Chordata; Actinopteri; Acipenseriformes; Acipenseridae
Product: glutathione hydrolase 1 proenzyme-like
Exons: 13
Coding region: 91-1803 (570 amino acids)
Biological process (GO): glutathione catabolic process; regulation of inflammatory response; regulation of immune system process
Cellular component (GO): plasma membrane
Molecular function (GO): glutathione gamma-glutamate hydrolase
Source: RefSeq, a predicted model, not a curated record
AACCCAGCGCAUUCAACCUUGCAAGUACUUGCCUGCCUGUUUGUCAACUACCUGGUCUGGGAACGUCACCACUCGGCCACAUCUGCAACAAUGAGCAGGAAGCUUAUCAUUGCUGGUUUGGUGGCUCUGCUGCUCGCGGCUCUCUGUGUCUUCCUGGGCGUCUUCCUGGGGCUGGAAUCAAGGACGUCCUCGUCCAUCUACUCCUACCCCAGAGCUGCGGUGGCAACGGACGCGGGAAAAUGCUCGGAGAUUGGGAGGGACAUUCUCAAACAGAAUGGCUCGGCUGUGGAUGCUGCUAUUGCUGCCAUGCUGUGUGUGGGGCUGAUGAACGCACACAGUGCAGGCAUAGGAGGAGGGCUCAUCCUAACUAUUUACGAUGCCUCCACAGGCAAAACAGAAACUAUUAAUUCCAGAGAAACGGCACCGAGGAAUGCAACAGAGGACAUGUUUGGGAACAACACAGAACUACCCAAGGAAGGUGGACUGUCUAUAGCUAUCCCAGGUGAGAUACGGGGCUACCAGAUGGCACACCAACGUCAUGGCAGGUUACCAUGGAAACAGCUUUUCCAACCCAGUAUUGAACUGGCGAAGAACGGGUUCCCAGUCAGCAGGGCUCUGGCAAACGCCAUCAACGAAAACAAGACGAAAAUAGAGAAAACUGUUUCUCUAUGUGAAGUAUUUUGUAACUCAGAGGGAAAAAUCCUGAAGGAAAAAGACACAAUUACAUUUCCUAAGCUAGCAGAAACCUACAGAAUUAUAGCCGAGGAAGGCCCAGACGCCUUUUACAAUGGAUCUCUGGCACAGCAGAUAGUCAAGGACAUUCAAGCGGCAGGUGGGAUUAUAACUCUGGAGGACCUCCGAAGCUAUCUUCCUGAACUGACAGAGAAUGCGCUACAAAUCAAUAUCGGAGAAUAUAAAUUGCGUGUCCCAGACGCCCCCUCCAGUGGUCCUGUACUUGGUCUCAUCCUAAACAUACUGGAUGGAUAUAACUUCUCCAAAGACAGCGUGUCAACCACAGAGAAGAAGAUUCUGUCAUACCAUCGGAUCCUGGAAGCCUUCCGGUUUGCAUACGCCAUGCGAAAAAUGCUGGGAGACCCGCGCUACCUCAACAUCACAGAUCUCAUACACAAUAUGACCUCUGAUUAUUUUGCUGAUGAUAUAAGGAGUAAAAUCUCAGACGACACGACCCACCCUGUCCAGUAUUACAGUCCAGAUUUCUACUUUCCUGAUGACCAUGGGACCUCACACCUCUCAGUUGUAGCUGAAGAUGGGAGUGCAGUGGCAGCUACGAGCACCAUCAACUUCUACUUUGGGUCGAGGGUACGCUCCCGAACGUCUGGUAUACUAUUUAACAACGAGAUGGCUGAUUUCAGUUUACCCAUCUUCGAAAACGAUUACGGGGUGCCUCCUUCACACAACAACUUCAUCCAGCCAGGUAAAAGACCCCUGUCCUCCAUGUGUCCGUCCAUUGUGUUUGACAAAAACAACGACGUCAAGAUGGUGGUGGGUGCAUCUGGGGAUACAAAAAUCACCACGGCAACGGCACUGGUAAUACUGAAUGCGCUGUUUUUUGAGUACGACGUGAGAAAGGCUGUGACAGAACCCCGAAUCCAUCUCCUGUCCAACAUCACAGUGCUGGAAAAGGACAUGGACAAGAGUAUAAAAGAAGGGCUUGAGUUGAAGCACCACGAGAUAAAUCAGACUAUCGACUCCCAAUCGAUAGUGCAAGCCAUCGUGCGCCACGGCAGUAUGCUGCACGCAGAGUCGGACUACAGGAAGGGGGGCUACCCUGCGGGCUACUGAAGACCCUCUCACCCGCUCAGCUGCAGAACCUUGAGAAGCGGCUUCAAUCACAAGACAAGGACCAGCAGCAGGGCACGCUCAGAACGGGGAUUUCUUUACCAGAAUCGGCUUGCACUGCUGGUAACGAUCAGGACUUGCGGGUUUGCAUUACUCACGCCUUUGAAGAUUAUUUUCCAGUGCAAGCCAGCAUUCCUAAGUACCUUAUGAGAACCAAACAUGCUAAAUGCAAGUGCAGCAAUUCAUAACUGAAACUGUGAGGCUGUUAAUAAUAAAUGCACAUAGUCUUUGUUUAUUAAAGAAAAUAAAACA